AUGGCAGCUAGUGGAAAAGAUUCCAACAAAGGUAAUUAUAGAGCCAGGGAUGCCCCGGUGAUGCCCCCUAGUCACCUGGUGUCUCCAGCAGAGAAAGCCCCAGGUGUGAAUAGGACGCCGAACACUUCCCACUUUGGAUUCUUCCUUCAAGAAAACACAUACUAUGGACUUGGGUGGAAAACAGGACCUCUCACCGACCUGGGAAUCUUUCAGAUGGUGAAUGCUUUGAUCCACAUCAUCAUAGGAAUCUACAUGGUAAUCUCUGCAAAAAAUCUUCACCUAGUUGCCCUGAAGUCUUGGUAUCCAUUUUGGGGAGCAUUUGCUUUCUUUUGUUCAGGAGCCUUGUUGAUGAACAUGGACAAAGGAAUCAUGAAGUUGAAGACUUUGACCAUAGCUGCAAACAUCGUUAACUGCUUCUGUUCCUUGUCUGGGAUCUUUGUUUUCAUUAAGGAUUUAUUUUUGGAGUCUUCCUUUGAUUCCCCAAUCUGGAGACCUUAUCCUACUUCCAAUGUGCACUUGCAGAGGCUUGAGUUCACUUUGCUGAUCUUCUCUAGUUUUGAAUUCUUAACAUUCAUCUAUGCUAGCGUUUUACUGUGCAGGAGUCAACUAUCAUCAGAGGAGAUGAAUAACUUCUCAAUAAGUGAGUUGCCUCCAGAGAUUGCUGUUGUUCCAAGUGCACCUCCAUCUUAUGAAGAGGCAAUUGGACAAGAGAACUUUCUCCCAGGACCAAGAUCCAGUCCCUCAUGUAUUGAUAUUAAGGUAGCCUGA
Messenger RNA from Gracilinanus agilis (Agile Gracile Mouse Opossum), 768 nucleotides. It is a transcript of the gene MS4A10, whose product is annotated as membrane spanning 4-domains A10. The transcript has 6 exons. The record is from RefSeq and is a predicted model, not a curated record. The coding region runs from base 1 to 768 and encodes 255 amino acids. Lineage: Eukaryota; Metazoa; Chordata; Mammalia; Didelphimorphia; Didelphidae. Gene Ontology annotation, cellular component: plasma membrane. Gene Ontology annotation, biological process: cell surface receptor signaling pathway.